UACGUUUGGACUUACAAAGCCCAUUGGGCAUUGGCCUAGUCGUCGCGGUCUUUUACCGAAAGAGACUACACCGUGGGAACAGAAAGUUACUUGGCUCAAAGGAAAUUGUCUUAAUCCAUCAACAUACAGUGAUUUGCUUAAAGAUUGUACAAGUGUAGUUCACACCGUUGGUACGCUCCUCGAAAACCCCGAUUAUAAGAAAGUUGUUCAGAGCAAGAGCGUCGUCGAAGCAUUUGGAAACUUGCGCAUCAGUUGUAAAAAUCAAAAUCCGUUCAAGAGAGAUGCAAAUGAAGCAAAUAAUUAUGAGAAAAUCAAUAGAGAUACUGCAAUAGCAGUUGCUAACGAGGCGGCGCGUCAUGGCAGCGUAAAGUCAUUUAUUUACAUAUCGGCAACAGAUGUCUUUCCCUUUAUAGAUUCAAAAUAUAUAUCGACAAAGAGGGAGGCUGAAUUUGUGCUGUUAUCCAAACCAGAGUUUAAAACCGUCAUACUGAGACCAGGUUUUAUAUAUUCAGACAUGAGGAUGUUUUCUUUGCCUAUUGCCGGAAUGCUCGCUGUUUCAAGUAACAUAUCCAAGGUUAUUCCAUUACCUUUAUUACCUUCAGUACCUCCAUUACAUGUUGAUACGGUGGCAGAAGCAGCCAUCGAAAGCAUUGUAAAUCAAGAGGCUAAUGGUAUCUAUAAUGUCCAUGAAAUAACAAAGUUGGCUGAUGGUGUCGUCUAA
Messenger RNA from Paraglomus occultum, 721 nucleotides. The record is from the annotation of a GenBank genome assembly. NCBI's taxonomy places the organism in Eukaryota, Fungi, Glomeromycota, Glomeromycetes, Paraglomerales, Paraglomeraceae.